Messenger RNA from Batrachochytrium dendrobatidis JAM81, 198 nucleotides. RefSeq lists its product as uncharacterized. Lineage: Eukaryota; Fungi; Chytridiomycota; Chytridiomycetes; Rhizophydiales. The annotation marks the transcript as partial. The transcript has 2 exons. The record is from RefSeq and is a predicted model, not a curated record. Gene Ontology annotation, biological process: spliceosomal snRNP assembly; mRNA splicing, via spliceosome. Gene Ontology annotation, cellular component: U1 snRNP; catalytic step 2 spliceosome; pICln-Sm protein complex. Gene Ontology annotation, molecular function: RNA binding.
GUUCCGGUCAAUCCAAAACCAUUUCUAAACGAACUUACAGGAAAGCCGAUUAUGGUGAAACUCAAGUGGGGUAUGGAAUAUAAGGGAUAUCUGGUGUCGGUUGACUCGUACAUGAAUAUGCAGCUAGCAAACACUGAGGAAUAUAUCGAUGGUGUAUCUCAAGGUGUUCUUGGUGAAGUCUUGGUCAGGCAAGUUUAG